This is a messenger RNA of Mytilus trossulus (common blue mussel), 5697 nucleotides long. Its product is annotated as nucleolysin TIAR-like. Gene Ontology annotation, molecular function: NAD+ poly-ADP-ribosyltransferase activity; mRNA binding. Gene Ontology annotation, cellular component: nucleus. NCBI's taxonomy places the organism in Eukaryota, Metazoa, Mollusca, Bivalvia, Mytilida, Mytilidae. The transcript is spliced from 13 exons. The record is from RefSeq and is a predicted model, not a curated record. The coding region runs from base 535 to 1638 and encodes 367 amino acids.
GACUAGAUCUUUGGAUAACAGAAGUACGGAUGAUUCACUGAUUGAUCGUCAUUUAGAGGACCAGAAGACAUAUUUCACUUGUCACCUUCGAGGAAUCGUACCCUCAGAUCACCCAUGUCAUACCUUCACUCGUAAUGCAAUGGAAACCAAUUACUACAGUUAACACCAAACGUUUAUUUUACUAAUAGUUAGUUAUUAAUGCUACGUUUUUUUAACGGCCACAAGUGAAAAAAAAAGAAAAUUAGUGAUAAUCUUCUUUAUAACGACAGGAAAUUGUCCACAGCCGUGCAUGAAUGAAAAAAGUGAGUGAAUAUUGAACACAUUAUAGGAAAGCUGACACACACGCAUUCACCUGUUUAUCUAUAUUGAACUGUGACAGUGUAUAAUUGUGUAGCGUAGUUCCUCCUCGUCAGUCUGGAUCAAUUCAGUACUAUUGCUGCUUUACAGCUAGCCUCGGCAGGCUCCUCAUUAACACCUGUUCCAAGGAUAAAACCCGUUGUUAAUCUUAGGAGGUUCGCCGGCAAUAACGUCAGGAUGCACCCGUACCAAUAUUACGUUCAGUAUGUUCCUAUGCCUAUAAAACAGUCAGAUUUAAUGGAAAUGAAAGUAAAUUGGGCCACAUCACCCAGUAGUGCACCAAAACAAGACACAAGUAAGCAUUACCAUAUAUUUGUUGGUGACUUGAGUAUGGAUAUGGAACAGCAACAGUUAAAAGAAGCAUUUCAACCAUUUGGUGAAAUUUCAGAUUGUAAAAUAAUAAAAGAUCCACAGACACUGAAAUCCAAAGGAUAUGGUUUUGUCUCAUUCGUUAAAAAAGUUGAUGCUGAAAAUGCUAUACAGAGUAUGAAUGGUCAAUGGUUAGGUAGCCGACCAAUCAGAACCAACUGGGCAACGCGGAAACCUCCUGCUCCGGUACCUAAAGAAGUAAAACAAUUAUCAUAUGAUGAAGUUUAUAGUCAAUCUAGUUCUACUAAUUGUACAGUUUAUUGUGGUGGAUUAACACAGAAUUUAACAGAGGAAUUAAUGCGACAGACAUUUACCCAAUUUGGUCAGAUACAAGAAAUUAGAGUUUUUAAAGAUAAAGGUUAUUCAUUUAUAAGGUUUUCAGAAAAACAGGCAGCAGCCCAAGCAAUAUGUCAGGUGAACGGCACAAUGGUGGCAGAACAGCAAGUCAAGUGUUCCUGGGGGAAGGAAUCAAACGAACCUAGUCAGACCAACUCAUCAGCUGGAGGGGGCAGUGGAAAUGGUACACCACAUCAGAUGGUUAGUCAACCAUCACAACAACAGCCUUCACAACAGCAAUAUUCCGGUUCACCAGGUUCCUAUGGCCAGUAUUAUGCCAAUAUGGGCUAUUGGUACCCAGGUGCAUACCAAAAUAUGGGGCAGGGAUACAACAUGCAGUCAGGCUACCCUGCUGGUUAUGGUAGCUAUCCUUACAGCGGCAUGAACAUGCCAAUGCAGCAAUGGGGACAGAUGCAAAUGCCUCCGGGUCAACAGUUCAACGGUCAACAACAAGGUAUGAUGGGAUACCAAAUGCCACAGGAUGAUUCCUACGAUAAAAGUGAUAAGAGUAGUUACGAUCGACAUGAUGAAUACUUUAAUGAUGCAAGUCCAGAACUAGGCUCCAAUCACUAUUGACAAUUUGAUCAGAAACUGUACAUGAAAUGUACGACAGAGUAUGAGGCGGAAAAAUGGGAAUAGAAUAAAAAAAAAACAUUAAUGAUGUGUAAAUACAUGUACAUAGUAUCAGGGAAAGGGGGGACAACUCUAUGGUGCACAUAAAUCAUUAUCAUUUUACAUGAGAGUACUUGUUUUUAUGCUGGUUUUAUUUCAUUUUAUGCAUUUUACCCUGCUCUCUCUAACACAAAAAUAUUUUACAGUGCAAUUAAUAAAAGUAUUUUGUAAUAACAUGAUAAUUUUUGACCGAAUGUAGCUUUACUCAAUCAUGUCAGAUUCAAUCGUUUUAGAAAUAGCAUUAAUAUCUUGUUACACAAAUGCUUUAUUUACGAAAUAAAAGGUGCAGAUUUCUGGGUAUAUACCAAAGUUAAAUGUAGUUAUUUGUCCAUUUUUUUCCAUUCAAAAUAAUGUUUAAAUCCAUAUUUUUUAAACACAAAUUUAUCAAUUUUAUGUUUAAAUUUAUUAUCAUUUAUGAGCCACUGCAAUAUUUAUUAAACUAUUUGAUCUAUACAGAACAAGAAAAGGUUUCAAUAAUGGAAUUUUUUGUUGAUUUUAAAUUGUUGCAAGGAUGCAAUGAAACAUUUUUUCCAUUUUUAUAUAGAUAUAUCAAAAAAUGAAAUAGAAAUAAAAUGCUAACAAAGCAAUUAUUAUAAAAAGAAGUCAAACAAUGAUUUUCUGUUACCUGUUGCAUUAAGUUUACUGUUGUGUGAUUUUGUAAGAAGAAGUAUUCUCAUUACUAAUCAUGUGUACAUCAUUUUUCUGCUCAGUACACAACUGUGAUGUAAAUGUGUGGUAUAUGUGUAGAGUGUGGACGAUUAAAGAUUCCAUGCUCAAAAAGUAGAUGUCUGAACUUGCAUAGUUUCCAUGACUGAAUUUUAACAUUACAACACCAUUGUAUACUCAAACUUAAAAUUCUAAAAUUAACUUUAUUGAGCUUGAUUCCUAAGAUGGAGACUUUUAAAUGAAAUAAAAUAUGACUGUUUAAUUAAUCUGUAUUAUUCUUUUUCACACAAAUACCUCCUACUUUAUCUUAUCAGAUUUAGAUGAUACUGUUGAACAUGGAAUCUAUACUUUUUGGGUGAUGUAAAAAUUAACUGUUACUUAGCCUCACAGCUUGUAAUAUAUGCCAUAGACAGGGAUACAGUCAUGAAAACUCUAUUGUAAUUAAAAAUAAUUCCAAAUUCAAAAUGUUUCAGGGCAAUACAUCUUUCCUUUGUGUACUGAUUUUUUUCUAUGUUUUCUAAAUAAAUCCUUAUGCACUUCUGUCAAAUUUACAAUAAUAACAUUACCUAGGCUAGAGAUAAAAAAAAAGUUCUCCCUGCAGUAAAUUCUUUGACUGAUCCUUGUUUGUGACAUAUAUUCCAACAUGUGACUGUCUUUGUUAAUAUGUAGUAGUCUAUAUUACAGAUUAUAUGUCAAGAUUUAUAUCUUUGUUAUAAGAAUUUUCUAUGAUUUGUUACAUAAAAAUGUUCCUUUUGUUGAAAAAAAGACAUGUUUUUUUAACAAUUUGUAUUGGAAAGUAUUAUUGUAUAACAUUGCCAUUUUAUAACUGUCUCUGAAAUGAAAUACACCAAAAAUAUCAUUUUACCUGGUCCAUCUGAUAUUUCAUCAUAUGUAAAUAUAGCAUCAGAGGGUUAAAGGUCAUCAUUGUAAAAUAAAUGCUUCCAAUUUAAUGUCAUGCUUGUAAUUACGAUGUUCUGUUGUAGCAGUGUAGUAUAGCACUCUGGUUAAAAACAUGAUACAUGUAUAGCAAACAUUUUACGUAAAAAAUACUUUUAUACUACUCUUCCAAAAUAUCUGAAACUGAUUUUAAUUAUACCAAAAUUUCCAUUCACUGUAUUUCUAAAUUUGGUAAUGUCUGAAGUUUUAUGAUUCAAUAUGUUAUUGAUAAAUCUAGAAUUGAAAGAAUAUAGUUUCACUGUGUAAAAAUAGUGUAGUAAGUUUUCAUUCUUUUAAAGUUUUAUAUUAUAAUGUAGCAUCACUGAUUUAGGUCAUACUAAUUUGUGUAUCAAGUAGAAUUUUAAAUUUAACAUUCCUAAAAACAGAAAGUCGAAUCAACCUUAAAAAAAAGCCAAUUGUCAUUGAUUUGUGUAGAUGAGUGUUAUAAAACGAUCUGCUGGAUUCUACAAACAAACCAUAAUCUGUUUAGACGGAAAAUAAUCAUCCACAAAUAUUAUGUAACUGUUCUAUUUUAUAGCAAUUUAAUUCUUUUAAUGGUUUUAUGCGGUGAAUUUAAUUUGCUGUUAAAGCAUUCUCAAGUUUAUUCAAAUGCAGUUUUAUUUUUGGUUAUUUUAGUUCAUUGGCUCUAAAUUGCUAAGGAGUAUUUAUGAAGUGGUUUUAAUCGGAAUCAUUACUGUUAAUGGAUAUCACACAGUAUAAAUACUGAAGAUAAAACACAUAGAUAACAAAUGUAAUUCAUGCAGUUUACAUGUUAUUCAGGAUACUGAUUACCUCAGAGACAAAACUAAAUUUUAAUCCCAGUCCAGUAUGGUUUACUUGUUUCCCAUUAUUUUCACAUAUGUCUUUUAAAAAAUAUAUGCCUAUUCAUUUAAUUAAUCUGGUAUCAAAUUUAAAGAUGGUUUUAAGAAGCUAUUUGGUGUAAAGAUAACCCUACAUAAUAUAUAAAUGAUUUAAGAACUGUGUAUGGAUGAACUACAUGAAUAAUUCUGAGUAAUUAUAACCAGGUGUUUAUAGAAUUUGUCAUAUUUAUUUGUGUGACUGUUAAGUUAUAGUGCUGAUGUGAUUUUAAAUGAAGCAACAUUUUUAUACACCCUGUAUAAUUUAGAUGAGUGUUGUUUUAUCAUAGUACAGUCUUGAAAUUAUCCUAUUUGAUUUAUUUCUAUUGGUCAUUCUUUAAAUAACACCUGGUAGGUCAGGCAUUUAUUAUUGACCACUUCUGACAUGAAUAAUUAAAAGCUACAGUAAUCAACACCCUUGAUAAGAGUAAGAUACAGACUCUAUCACACUAUUAUAUUAUUGGCAUUAAAGCAUUUAACACUGAAGACUAGUUUUAGCUUAACUGCAGAUAGUAACAACUUUUAACAUGACAUUUGACUAAUUUGCACUAAGGUUGUUGUAUUUAGAAGUUCAUUCAAUUCCCCGUUGCAUAAGCCUUAUACUUUAUUGCUGACUUGCUGCUCAAAUUAAAAGUAACAUGUUUUCAAAUAAGGAAGUUAUCCUUUUGAUAUCAUUUGGUUUUAUAUUGUCUUAUGUCUUCGAUUUGUUUUCAUCCUUAAUACAGAUUAAUAUGAUAACAGAUUUGUUUUUAUAUGACUAUGAAUAGGAUAAUUUCAAGACUUGUAUAUAUAUAAGUUUGAUAAUGUCUUAUUUAUUAUUGUACAUAAGAUAUUUAAAUUGUACAAAAAAGGAAAUUUUGUUGUAUACACAUUCAUGUAACAAAAGAUGUCUUAUUUCUUAUUUUUAUAUGAUGAAAAUUGAAACCAACAUUUUGUUUCGGGAAUGAGAAUUGUUUUGUGUUUUUCAUAAUUCAGGAUUUAUCAAUUAUUGUAUGUAUUGUGAAGUUAGCAUUAGUGAUCUUUACAGUAUAAUCAUAAAUUGCUUUUAGAAUAUGUCCCAACUCCAACUUACAAAAUAAUAGCAGUUAUGUCUUGUCAAGAAAACACUCACUAUUUUAUAAGAAUUUAUAGUUCCAAAAUUGCAUGUAAAACCAGUGCUCAUAAGUAGCAUUCAAAUAUAAUGCAUUUGAUUACUUUAAAAGACCAAUGUAUGUGAAUUUUAUGUCAAAUGUAUGUGUUAAUUUUGACCUUUGCAAGGUCAUAUGUAUGAAACAGUCAUGUUGUUGUCAGGGUGUGAAAAAGACCAAAAAAUUGGUCACAUGUUGUGUGAAAUAGACAUGGUCACAUGUCUUGUGAAAUUGACCGAAUGUGGUCUCAUGUCAUGUGAAAUCGACCUAACAUGGUCAUGUGUUGUUGUACAUGUCUGUUUCAUGUUGUUAUCAUUGAAAUCAUCAUUGUAAAUCAUGUGACAUAAAAGAGAAAAAUAUAAUUUGUACAUAAAAUA